AUGGGGAAAUACAUGGAAUUUAUCGUGGAAUCGGUUGUAGCCUCUGUCAAGGCGCAACCCUAUGUCUGGUGUGCAGCUACUCUCACUUUUCUCAUCGGCGUCCAAUUAGCCCUGGCGGCCUCUAUUGCCCACGGAGAUGAAGCCACUGUCCGAAGACAGCUCACCUCUCUCGAGAGAAUCGACAUCGACAAGUCACAACAAUCUGGAGUCAAGAGACAAUUGACAAUCGUUAGCCCUGUUGCAUCAUGCGCCCCUGCCAAAAUCGACACAGACGCUCACCCAGACGCUCACAUCACAUACAACAACUGCUACAUGCUAGCCCUUCAAACCCCCGAGAAGGAUGUCCAAGGCCACACCAUCUGGAAGUCUCUUACCCAACAAGACAAGCCCUAUGUCUCAAAAGUCAAGACCGAGAUCUGGAUCCCGAAACCCGAUGCCGACAAGAACGACCCAUUGGUUCAAUCCGGCGGAUGCAUCAUCAUGUCAUUCCCCGAUCCCAGUAUCCCAAGUUGGCUGAACAUUGCAGCAGGGUACUUGGGCAAUUCUGUCACGACUCCGCAGGUGGCUUGCAUCUUACCUCUGGAACCCACGAAAGAGGAGCUUGAGGAACACAAAAUCAAGAUGAGACCUUUCAAGAUUGACGGAGAAGAUGGGAAGGGUCUGGACAUGGAGACUUUGCCUGCCGUGUCUGAUAUCCUAUCCAGAAUGAAGCUGUUUCUUGGUAUCCAGGAUAAGCAAGGAGUUCCUCAGGGAGUCACCAUUUUUAAGCACGCUUAG
Molecule: messenger RNA, 777 nt
Organism: Fusarium venenatum
Lineage: Eukaryota; Fungi; Ascomycota; Sordariomycetes; Hypocreales; Nectriaceae
Source: RefSeq, a predicted model, not a curated record